Pundamilia nyererei is the source of this 9194-nucleotide messenger RNA. RefSeq names its product capicua transcriptional repressor a (gene cica). Gene Ontology annotation, cellular component: nucleus. Lineage: Eukaryota; Metazoa; Chordata; Actinopteri; Cichliformes; Cichlidae. Gene Ontology annotation, molecular function: DNA-binding transcription factor activity, RNA polymerase II-specific; RNA polymerase II transcription regulatory region sequence-specific DNA binding. Gene Ontology annotation, biological process: regulation of transcription by RNA polymerase II. The transcript is spliced from 22 exons. The coding region runs from base 403 to 7761 and encodes 2452 amino acids. The record is from RefSeq and is a predicted model, not a curated record.
UUGUCAAGGCUUUGGGGCUUCAUUCACCAUUUUGCGACUGUAGUGUAGAAUGUACAGGGCAGUAGUUUUUCCUCCUUUUAAGUUGCUUUGCCGGAGAAACAUGAACGGCCGCUAACUGGCAGCUGCGGACGACUGGACACCCUGCCCUAUUUUACCCAGCAAACUCAUCAGAGAAACACACCGGGGUACUAUACAUGAGCUCUGAGUCUCUGGAAUAAGGUGGGCAAGUGCCGAAGUCGCGCAACGAACACGAGACAGGAUGAGAGUGAGAGGGCCUGGCAGAGAAAGAAAAUAGAGUGAAAGGAAAGGAGGAGGAAAUAGCGCAAGAGAGGAACGUCAAGGAGAAUCUCUGGGAUAAAUAAAUAAAAGAGUUGUUUUGAGAAAAAGGAACUAGAUGAAAAGAUGAAGCCAAUAAAAAAGCGCUCCCCUCCCUCCACCCGGGCUAAAGGAGGAAAGCGGCGAGGAGCGGGGGAUACCUUGGAAGGAGGAGAGAAGAGAGACUCAGAUGAGAACAGAGACAGAAGCAGAUCUCCGCAAAACCGAACUCCCUCCUCCUCGUUAUCUUCUAACUCACAUUCAGAGUCUCCACAGGCGGACACAUCCAGAGCGCGGGACUCUUCAGAUGGGGAGGGGAGGUCUGCUGCCAGCAGCGGUGGUGGCAGCAGCCACUGUGACAGCAGCGGCAGCAGUUGUAGUAACAGUAGCACACCAAGCGCCAACAACAGUCCAAACCCCGCCUCCAGCCGGAAAACAGCCACCUUCAAGGCCCGCGUCCCCAAAAAGAAGUACACCUCCGAACACUGCUCAUCUAAUACUGCUGGUAACUAUAGCAACCCUGCAUCCAGCACGCCCCCUCCUUUUUCUCUGAGCCAGGAGUCAGCGGGUCCAGGAAUCGACAUCAGCGUCUCGCAUUCUGACGGAAACGGUCAGAGUAGGAGCUUGAUGGAUGACUUCCACAGUCGUACCACCAGCAGGGAGGGGUCUCAGGACUCCCCGGGACCGCCAACCCUGUCGCUUGGAGGGGAAAAACCCAGAGGAGGUGAAGGAGUGACAGAUGCAGAGCAGGUGUCCCCAAGCCCGCUGCCCCGCUGCUCCUCAACAGACACAGCCAGCGAGCACUCGGCUGACCUGGAGGUAGUUGGUGACACACCCCCUCAGAUGUCGACACACAGAACGUCUAGUCUCCCUGACGCACUGUCCGAUGCUCUGGCCAAAGGCCUGAAGAAUCAGCGGAUCCUCGCCCGCCAGCUCAGGAGAAGAAGUGAUGAGGAGGGAGGAAGUGACAGGAGGCACGACUUGGUAUUCCGGGCUGGCGUGGUCCGUAACGUCAGUGGUGAAUAUGGAAGCCUGGAGGUUCAGCUGAACGGGGAGAAGACGUUAUGCCGCUAUCCUUACCGACAUGAGAGCCCCCCAGGGGUGGUGGACAUUAUCCUAGAUGCCCCACCUCCUGGUGUGCAUCCAGUACCUAUAGGCACCCGUGUCUGUGUACCAUUUGGGAACGACGAGGGCAGCGAGAGCCAAUGGCAAUGGUACCGAGAAGGUGUGGUGACACAGGUAGACCCACACCCUGCGGUGGCUAACCGCUACCGUGUCCUGCUGUCUGAAGAAAGGCCUCACUCUCUAGAUGAUGAAGAAAACAACAGGGGUGCUACCCAGGCAGUAUGGGUCUCCAGACAAACACUCCGGCUUCUGGUGCCACCCUGGGACUUGGAUUUGCCUUCUGCUGGUGGACAUGAAGUAGAAGAGGGGGUAAGAGACAAGGAGAGAGAUCGGGAGGAAAGGGAAGAGAUGGAUGUGGAGGUGAGACGUUUGAGUCGACAAAUGACCCCGAGCAUGGGAUCAAUGUUAGGGAGAGGAAUGCCCUACCCAGGAAUGGUUCCCGUUUCCUCCACAUCGGGCCACAGCAUCACCUCGCCCGUUACGCCGACUUCAGUCCUCAGCCUGGCUCCUGGGCGAGAGAGGGAAAUCGAGAAGGACUUGGAGUGGGAGUCACAGAGAAACCAUGGAAGAGAGAGGGAAAGAGAGCGAGAAAGGGAAAACAGUGUAAAGCAGCAGCAGCAGCAUCACCCAUAUAUGCCCCUCACCCCUGAAGAAGACAUGGAAGUGUCCGGCAUCAACAUGGUCCAAGUGGGGCAGAUUAUAUCUGGGGGCAAGCCUAUGGCAGUUCCCCAACAUCGUCACAUUGUUUCUAAGACCCCGUCUGGCUACCUCAACCCCCAUCCCCACUUGUCUGUGGUGCGAGGCAUCGGGAUUCCCCCUGCUCACAUGACCUUGAAUCCCCACCCCUCUCCUUCACCUGUCCUGUUAGGCCUUGACCCAGCAGCUGCAGCAGCCGCAGCAGCUGGAGCUGUCAUUACCACCCCUCAGCUCCAUCCUCUCCCUCCCAUCACCUCUUCCACUACAUCCUCCUCCAGAGUGGAUAAGACAUCAGGGGGAGGUUCUGCCAGCAGUGGAGCAGGUGGUGGAUCCGGAUCAGGUUCGACAUCCUCCUCCUCGUCACGUUCCCGGACUCCGCUGACAGCUGCCCAGCAAAAAUACAAGAAGGGAGACGUGGUGUGCACGCCGACAGGUAUCCGAAAGAAGUUCAACGGGAAGCAGUGGAGGAGACUGUGCUCUCGGGAGGGCUGCUCCAAAGAGUCCCAGCGGCGAGGGUACUGCUCCAGACACCUCUCCAUGAGGACCAAGGAGAUGGAAGCCAGUGGAGGGGGUCGGGAUCGGGGCGGCGCCAGCAGCACAGGGACCCUAACACCAUCUGACCUCCGACUCAGCGGUGGGAGAGCCAGUUCAGAGUUUGACUGGGAUGAGACAUCACGGGAGAGCAGUGAGGCCAGCAGCCGUGGAGGAGACUCUCGCCCCCGCCUCGUCCUUCCCUCGCUGCUCCCCCAGGACCUUUCUCGCUUCGACUUCGAUGAAUGUGAGGCGGCAACUAUGCUCGUCUCUCUCGGGGGCUCUCGUUCUGGCACGCCUUCAUUCUCCCCCAUCUCCAACCAGUCACCCUUCUCACCCACGCCAUCCCCAUCACCCUCUCCGCUCUUCGGUUUCCGCCCUGCCAAUUUCAGCCCCAUCAAUGCUACUGCCUCACUUACCCCACGCCGCCCCCGACAGCUAAGCGGCACUAAGAUGGGUACGCCAGGCGCAGAGAGAGAGCGCCAUCUGUCAGGGAUUGUGCCCACUUUUCAGACCAACCUGACUUUUACAGUCCCGAUGAGCCCCAGCAAGAGGAAGUUCGACUCCCACCCGCCCCCACCGCUACCUGCUGUCCAGGACUACCAGACCAAACCUGAACAACAGCAGCUGGUGGGUGUUGGGGUGGUGGGAGACCCACCCAUGGGCCAUAGCCCUGCUGCCUUCAGAGUGCUCUCCCCCCAGAGUCAGCCCACAACACCUUCCUCACUUUCCUUCUCUCGUCCUCGUAGCGCCACCAGCAGGCCACCAUCCUCUGCCGCCUCCACGCCUCCACCGAUGUUAGUCUCUCCAACUCCUCCUUCACCACUUCCCCAGGAGCCGUCCCCACGCCGCAUCGUGCCCCUCCGGGACUCCCCAGUCAUUGUACGCAACCCAGAUGUCCCCUUGGCCAAAUUCUCCGAUGGCCCGUCGGGAAAGAGAGAGAGAAGCAGGUCGAGGGAGCACAGCCAGCACACAGCUCCCCCAGGCCUGCAGGCCCCCGUCCCCAUCAACGGGGCAGCCACCAACGGGGCAGUUCUCCUCCGCAAUCCCACAUCCACGCUCGUCCUGGUCACAUCCAGCUCGUCCUUGACUCCAGCCACAGGGGGCCACGCUUCCCUCUCCAGCCCCUCCACUCCUGGGUCCAUGUCUUCUUCAUCAAGCUCUGUGUUCUCCUCGUCUGGUUCCGGAGGCAGGGAGAGGGAGAGGAAACCCGAAGGGCAUCAAGACGCCAGUGGUGGGGCGCUGCCACAGCCGGUAGCCUGUCAUCCCACACCAACAGCCCUGCUGCCCCUCAUACUACCAGCAGAGUCGCCUCACCCUGCUCCACGCAAGCAAAUCAUCAUGGGACGCCCAGGGACCGUUUGGACCAACGUGGAGCCUCGGUCGGUGCCAGUGUUCCCUUGGCAUUCGCUGGUCCCUUUCCUGGAGCCCAGCCAAUCGGGAGCAGCUGCCCAGCCCGUUGAUGGCCAACAGCUUGUCAAUCAGAGCAAAGAGCCUCGCUGUGCUGUAGCUCUGGUGAGUGACGGGCGGUCAGGUCCUCCAGACCUGGAGAGAGGAUCGCCAUCAUGUCCACCCCCAACGAAUGACAAUCCUCCUACAGACAGGGGUGGGGUGGACAGCGAGAUGGAGAGUGACACAGAUGACCCGUUUUCCCCGGGUUUGGCCAACGAUCCAUCGCCUUCCACUGGAACCAUUAAGAGACGCACACAGUCCCUCAGUGCACUGCCUAAGGACGGAGACAGAAAGAGGGAAAAGGACCACAUCCGCCGUCCCAUGAAUGCCUUCAUGAUCUUCAGUAAACGCCACCGGGCCCUGGUGCACCAGCGACAUCCCAACCAGGACAACCGCACAGUCAGCAAGAUCCUGGGCGAGUGGUGGUACGCUUUAGGGCCCAAUGAAAAGCAGCAGUACCAUGAUCUGGCCUUUCAGGUGAAAGAGGCCCACUUCAGAGCCCACCCAGACUGGAAGUGGUGUAACAAGGACCGCAGAAAGUCUCUGUCAGAGGGCCGGGGUACCCCAAAGGAGCCACGGGAGAGGAGCAUGUCAGAGAGCAUAGAUGCCCACUCAGAGUCCCAGGUGCUGGAAGGGAAGGGGGGAGGCUCGGGAUGGCCGGGGGCAUCGGAGCGUCGAGGAGGGAUGUUUGGGGGGCCGUCUCACCGUCCCCGAGCCUUUUCCCAGAGUGCAGUGCACACCCUGGAGCAGAGGGAGUGGGAGAGAGACCUGGAGAAGGAGGACGGCACAGGUUUGUUUCGCGGCCGUCCACCGCCUCAGUCGCUGUACCAGGGUGGGGCCAGCGAGGACGUGACUAGCGAUGAGGAACGCAUGGUCAUCUGUGAGGAAGAGGGAGACGAUGAUGUCAUGGAAGAUUCAUGUCCUGAAGGCUCCAUCGACCUGAAGUGUAAAGAGAGGGUGACAGACAGCGAUGAGGAUGAACCAGAUGGACAGCAUGGCUUCCAGCCUGUGGCUCGCUCCUCUCUCCCCUCCUCCUCUCCCUCCAUCAUUCACUCCGACUCCUCCUCGGCUAAAGGGAACGGUGGCGGUAACGGAGGAGGUCCUGAAGACGGGUCAGAGAAGAAGAGAAAGAGAGGUGCAGAUGGAGGAGAGGAUGAGAGCGAGGGAGCCCUAAAGACAGAGCAAGGUGGAGGAGAAGGAAAUGGAGGAGGUGGGCAGGGUGUCUCCUCUCUCUCCAUCGCCCAGCCUCCUCCACCGCUGGCCCAGCAGAGUUUGACCCCGGUCGGCGUCCGCAUGGCCCCCACGAUGGUGACUAACGUUGUGCGCCCCAUCGCCAGCACGCCCAUCCCCAUCGCCAGCAAGCCGGUGGAAGGAGCCAUCACCCUCAGCACCCUGCCACAGGACAAGAAGGCCACUCUCCUGAUUGGGGGUGGAGGUGCUCAGCAGCUGCCGAUCACAGCAGGGGGUGGGUACCUGUCGUCCUCCUCCCCUGGUCCAGUCAGUGUAACCCCUGUAGGAGGCAGCAGCCUGCUCACUAGCCUAGGUCUGGGACCCGCUCAAGCAGUGGAGCUCCUCUCCCUACACAUCCAAAGCCCCCUACCUGUCCUCCAGCUCCACCCCACUGCUGCCACCACCUCUUCUCUCACACCUCCCGCCUGCCCCACGACCCCGGGACAGGCGCAGUACAUCCUGCCCACCGAGAGCCCCUCCUCCCCUCAACUCACUCACCAGCAAAUCCUCUCCCUGCCCGCAAAUGCCGCCCUGGCCAAUGGCGUGCACUCGGGGGCGGGAAUCAGAGUCAGCCCCGGGACUAGAGUCCAAACCCAGUCGCCAGUCUUGCAGAGCAAGAUGUUGGUUCCCAUGGCAACAGUGAGAACCGGGUCUACUCCUCCUCAUCCUUCCAUUUCCCUGGUGGCUCCGCCUCUUCCCGUGCAGAACGGCCCUGCGACAGGAAACAAGAUCAUCCAGAUUGCUUCCAUGCCUGUUGUGCAGACCAACGUCCACCCUAGCGGUGCAGCAACAGUACAUCCUGGGAGCCCCUAUCCUGUUUCCAUGGCAACGGUGAUGACUCCCGGUGCUGCGCCCCCACAGACCGUUCUCCUGACCUCUCCACCCACCAGGAUCACGUAUGUUCAGUCAGGUCCAGGUGUCACCACGGCAACGCACCAGCAGGGUCCACAACCCCCUGGUCCUGCAUAUCUCCAGUCUUCUCUGGCAACCCUGGGCUUCACCGCCAUCGCCCCAGCUCCACAAACCCUGGUUCAGCCAGUCGUUGGUCAGCCUCCGCUACUCGCCCCAGCUCAGCCUCUAAGCUGUCAAUCACAGAGCUCUCCGGGACAGACAGCGGGCACCACCGGUCGUCAGGUACUAACUGCCAUCUACCCUGCACCACCCGUUGCUCUGCCCACUGGCGUGGUCUCAGUGACGCCUGUGCCGCCUGCAGGGGCGGCUCCAGCUCAGGACGUGGCGAACCCUCCCUCUCCGCUCGCUGUAGGGCUGCAGGGUUCAGCGGUGGCGACCCCUCACCCUGGCAUGGGAACAGAGGUGGAGGUGAAGCACGAGAGCCAGCUGGAUGCUCAGAGUGACGCUCAGGGGUUGUCGAGCUGUGUCACCAGCUCCUCGAUGGGCACCUGUACAAGCAGCAUCAUCGCAGUGAAAAAAGAGGAGGACACCACUUUGUGCAUCAAAGAAGAAAAUUUGAGGGAUGGAUAUGAGAGAGAGAAACAAAGUGAGAUGGACGACGAGCGAGAGAGCUGUGAAAAGAAGCGAGGCAGAGAGACGGAGAGAGAGGAGCUCAGCACGGGCAACAGCAGCAAAGAGGCUGGACCUCGUUCCCCACCUCCACCACUACCCUCAGGUUUGGACCCCCCUCCUCCUCCACCUGUAGAAAGAGAUCCUCCCUCUUCCUCAAAGAAGACCAAGUUUCGGCCCCCGCCACUCAAAAAGACGCCUGACUCUCAUGACAAGCUCCUCUCGGAGACGUACUUUGAGGAACGCUUUGCUGAGCUGCCAGAGUUUAACCCAGAGGAGGUCCUUCCCUCGCCCACUCUGCAGAGUCUGGCCACCUCACCGAGAGCAAUCCUGACCAGCUACCGCAAGAAGAGACGCAACUCCACGGACCUUGAGCUGACUGGGGAAGACCCGAGCUCCCCGAGGAGAAAGACUCGUCGCCUGUCCAGCUGCAGCUCAGAGCCCAACACCCCCAAGAGCGCCGCCAAGUGUGAGGGAGACAUAUUUACCUUCGACAGAGCAGGUCCAGAAGGCGAGGUUCCCCCGGGAGAAUUGGACAGGGUUUCGUACUCGUCUCUGCGCAGAACACUGGAUCAGCGUCGGGCCCUCGUCAUGCAGCUGUUUCAUGACCAUGGCUUCUUCCCCUCAGCUCAGGCCACAGCUGCCUUCCAGGCGCGCUACUCAGACACGUUUCCCAACAAGGUGUGCCUGCAGCUGAAAAUCCGCGAAGUCCGUCAAAAGAUCAUGCAGACGGCCACGCCAGGAGCCCUCGAGCCCGGAGCGUUGGCCGAAGCCAGCCCCGCCUCUUCCCACAGCUCCUCUUUUAAUCAAUCAACCCGGGAGGAUGCAGGGGUGGAGCUGCAGGGAGACAAAGGGCGGAGCCCCGAGGAGCCGAAAAGCGAAGGAUCGUAAGCUGGAGAGGGCGACGGAGCAGAAGAAUGGAGGAAAGACAAAGAGGGAGAGAGAGGAGUGCGUUAACCAGUGAGGUCCUAUCUACUGGCGCUAAUCUCCAUCAGACCUGGGCAGAAAUGUGGAAUGUGGUCACAAAUAAUUCAAACUACUCAAGGCGCGCUUGGAUCAUCUAAUCAGACCUUUAAAAAAAAUCAAAAAUCAAAAAGCCUCAAAUAUGGUCAAAUCACAUGCAAGUCACGAUGAGUCAAGUGCUUCUUGUAUUGUUUUCGCUGUUUAUUUUCCAAGUAUCCAGAAUGUCUUUAGUUAACCCUUUUGCCCGGGUCUGCUCUCAGCACAUUUGUACAGUAGUUUGUAGUUUGACACACAAACUCUAUCUCUCUGGCAAACACACACAUGCAUACAGACACACACACCAGCCCUGGUGCAUAUGUAAUCUCCAGCAUGCACAUGAUCCCACAGAAACACGCAUACACGCUUAACAAUCAGACUGUUACUCUUGGUUGGCAGCCCCCAGGAGUUGCUACCAAGGACCACGACACACAAAGGCACUUUGUCACUUAUUGUGCAGAUGCAGUUUGCUGUUGCCAGCCAGCCAGCCCUCAGAUGCCAUUGACUUGACCUCUUUCUCGUCCUCCCACUCCUCAGCACAGUGGUCAGGACAUAAAAACACAACCCCAACGACCUCCACUGAUAUUCCACAGCCCCUCGAUGCUGCAAGACAGACAGCACACACACAUACACAGUACACCCACACACGAACACGCGUCCGUACAGCGUGAGUACACAAACACAGUCAAACACCACCACCAACCCCGCCCCUUGGUCUGACCAAGCCAUCGGCCUGCACAGUUUUUAGUGAUUGUAGUGAGAAGAGAAACUGAAAGCAUGACAUUUUAUUCGCUCCUGAAAAGAAAAACAAAACAAACAAAUAAAAACAAGAAGGCAGGAGUCGUGAUGUAGUGUGACCAAUCUUUGCACCUUCAGUUUAUUGCCAUUAUGAAAGACUCGAGUCCUUACUGGCGGGAGCUGAUGAUCUAUAUGUCUGUAUGUCUGCCGGGGGUCAUGACCCCCAAAACCUGUGCGAACAGGUACCAUAAAGAGAUUAUGUAAAGAGACUUUUAGGUUGUGAGGCUUUGAAGAAUCAACGUUAAACUCGACACCGACCAGCUCCCAACAGAGCACGGAGAAAAAGGACGGAAGAAGGAGAAACUGGAUGCAAGAUUCAUAUUCCAACGAUGGGAAGACGUGAUAGCGGUGAAUACGGACAACAUGACGAGAACCAAACUUCUCUGAAUCCCCCCCCUCCCUCCCCCCAUGGAUAUGAUGUUGCUUUCUCUCAUUAUCGUGGAAAUAACCAGUUUUAACGUGGCCUGUUUUUCUCUCUCGUGGCUCUAUUGUGUUUCUUCUCCAGCAUAAAAAAAUAAUAACAACAA